AUGAGUCAUUUGAAAGACAAGGCCCAAACAAAGAAGAUGUUCAGCUUCUUGGUUUUGCUGCAAAUAUUCCUCCUGUUCCUGACGGUUUUUAAAACUUGCGUUCGAGCCCAAUCUCCAUCUACUUGCCCUUUCAAUGUGCCAUUUGAUUUUGAAAGUGCAGCGCAGUUAGGAUGCUUUCAGACCAUUGCCUCGCCAUCGACUGGAACGAUAAGCCUUUCUAACCAUAAAAAGACUGUGAAACACGGAUCAUCAUCUCUGAGAUGGGUAACCACUGGCGCAUCAACGUUGCAGUUAAGAUCGUCAACGUUUACCAUUCCUAACAGUUGUCUGAGAAAUGGGGGCGUGAAAGUCUGGAUCUACAAAGGAUCGACGUCAGGACAUACAUUGCAAGUGGAAUUCAAAAAUUCUGCUACCACUGUUGGAGGUUUUACAGCAAAUGACUUUGAAGGAUGGCGUGGGAUUUGGGUAACGUUUGCAGAAUGCAAGACACAAAGUAAUAGCUUACAAAGCCCAACUGUUAUCGAUGAGGUCAACUUUAUCGGAAACGGAGCUCAAACUGUUUAUAUAGACAAGCUCGAGUUCAAUUGUAAUAUUAGAAAGCAAUCACGGGACAAAAUAGUUCCUCCCAUCAGUCCAUUUGGUGAGGAUUUGUACGACAACUCAGAUUUUUGGCAACAGACUUAUAGGUGGGGUGCCACGAGAGUCCCUGACCCACCUACUACUAUUGAAACACAAAAAAGAAACCAUUUGGAUCAUAUAAAAAGCCGGCUAAAGAACUGGUAUUCGGAUGAGACUGUAACGUCGCCUAACUACCCUAGUCGCAGCCCGGCUCUAGAAAAACGAUGGAGUGAUCUUGUAAGAAAAUUCAAGAGAGCACAUGAUGAGUACGAUAACUUAAGCUUUGAUGCGGUAACUGGAGACAUUGUAGGACCUCCUUUGUUCUGCAGAAAUUGUGAGCCUAGAACAAAGUUUGGAGAUAUCAUGAUUAAAAAUCUUUUACCAUUAGCACUAGAAUACCAUCUAAGCUCUCGUCCGAAUGAGAUUACAGAUGUUGCCACAGAACAGCAGUCAGAGUUAAACAAUGCAGGUAGAAGGAGAACAAGAGCGAUAAAGACCAUUGCUGGAAAAAACGCCAAUAUGAAGGCAUUUUUUGAGUCGAGCCUACCUAGCUCUUCUACGCUGACUGUGGAUCAAAUAAAGACUGCAAUAGAAACCCUUAACAGCCAUCGGCUGAGUAGGAUAAACAAGCUUCUUGAUUUUGUUAAAGAUCAAGGAUUUACAGAUGGUAGUGGAUUAGGAUCCCUGGACCAUGAAAUGAACCUUGACGGUGCUGGGUUCAUGCACUCUCUGUUUCUCCUCAGUGAAUCGCUGAGUAGAAGCACAUUGAUGGAUUUGAUAAAUACAGCAAAGUGGUUCACCGACUUUGGAGAGAUCUAUCAAACGCCAACUUUUGAAUUUCAAGGAACAACUGCUGACCGUAUGAUCACGCUAAUGCUUUAUAGACUUAUUAUUGUGCUUGUGAUGCCGACUGAUACCGAUGACGCCAUCAAAGAAAAAAUCCGUGAUAUGGAUGCCUUAAUUCGGUGGCAGAAUAAUGCGUUAUCUAUCAAUAAAGGUCUUGGAGGACUAAUAAAGCCAGACUACUUGGUAUAUCACCAUAAAUCGUUUUAUGGAUCAGCCUACGGCCCACCAGCCCUUCAAAAUGCAGCUCUAGUUCAAUAUCUUCUGGGAGGGACUGUGUUCGCCCUAUCUUCAACAAGCGAGAACCAUAUCAAAGGAGGACUAGAAGCACUGCGACUCAUGGCAGUCAAAUACUCCACUCCACCCAGUGUAAGCGGACGUUACCCAGAAUACUCGAACAAGGUUCUCGUGAAGAAUCUACCGGCCUAUGCUUACAUCAGUGUGGCUUAUCCUACUACUUUACCGACUUCAGUGCCAACAGGUGUAAGUGUAAGCAGUUUGAAUAAUCCAGAAUGGUUCCUGAGAUUGUACAAUGACCCAUCUGUCGAAAGUUUUCUAGAAGAUGGAGCACCGAACAAAAAUAAGUACUAUUUCAACAGUCUGGGAUCUCUGCAAAUAAUGGAAGCGGUGAAUUCUACUGCCGUAUCACAAGGCAAAUCACAAGAGCAGUCCCCUGAAGGUCAUUGGUCCAAGAACUUCGCCGCUCUUUCCAUACAUCGGCGUAAGAACUGGGCAGUGACUGUAAAAGGUUUCAAUAACUUUGUCUGGGAUUAUGAAACCUCAGCGAACGAAAAUGUGUUUGGAUUAUUUGCCAGUCAUGGUGCUCUCCUUAUCGCAAAUGACGAAGCAGCCCUUCAGCAUCAUGAUAUUGAUACCGGAUGGGAUUGGUCCAAAAUUCCCGGGGCUACUACUAUCGCCUUGGGGAAUCCAAACAUAGAUGAAUUAAAUAUAGGUACAACCGGGAGAUUCUACAAUAAACGCGGAUUUGCGGGAGGACUCACUUUUGGGGGCACUAUGACCUCGAAGAACGGACUGUUUGGCAUGAAUUUUAAGCAACCGGAAUAUGAUGUCUCGGACUGGCGAGGGAACAUCAGAUUUCAAUUCAAAAAGUCAGUUUUCAUGUUUGAAAACCUUUUAGUUGGCUUGGGAAGUGAUAUUUUACUUCAAAGAAAUAACAUGAAAAUUGCUCAAACAACAUUAUUUCAAGACAAGCUUUCUUCCUCGCAGUUUAUCAAGGUUGAUGGAUCACGAAAGGACGCUUCGUCUAAUUAUAAUCACGUCUCAUCGACGUCCUCCAGCACUUCUCUUACAGAUGCAAAAGGAAACUUCUAUUACAUACCCAGGACCAGUAGUCCAAUAUUAAAGGUAAAUGUCUCAACUCAGACCUCCAAAAAAGAUGAUGGAAGUACUAGCACAUCUGGAAAGUAUGGUACGGCGUGGUUUGAACAUAGUUCGGCUAACCCCAGCUACGAGUAUGCUGUCUUGAUACCGACUGCAGCUUAUCAUACGCAACUGAGUGACCUCCAAACGGCCCAAGACACCGCAGGUAACAAGGUCUACAAAGUCUUGAGGAUGGAUGAUCGCGCACACAUUGUUCAAUUUCUCAAAUCACCCAAGUCUUGGUCAGGCCUCAGUCAUCCAGUUACAGGUUACGUCAUGUUUAGAAGUGCGAGCUCUUUGCCAAGUCAUGGGCCAAUAACAGAUGUGAAUUCCGGAAAGUGUCUUAUAAUGGUGGAGGAAACAGCGCAAUUCAUCCAUCUCGCGAUCACCUAUCCCGACUUAGCUUUGAGUGGUGCAGGUACUCUGACUGAUUCAAGAGAUGUGGGAGAAAGUUUGCUGUACACCUCUGAAAGUACAGAAAAAAUUGUAUCAGUAACGCUCAGGAAUCAAGUACAAACAACUGUUGCCGAUACCAAAGUCCAUGGUACACCUGCAAGUUACAUACCUAACGUGGAUAUAAGUGGCCAAACCGUUCACUUUAGAAAUUUGAAAAAUGGGUUUAGUGUCGAAGUGAAACUGACGAGGAUAUAGUACCCCAAGUUCUAUUUGGAAAUGUCUCAGCCCUCAAAUGUUUUUCCAAGGUGCAGGAUGGCUUAUUAA
Messenger RNA from Pocillopora verrucosa, 3561 nucleotides. Its product is annotated as chondroitin sulfate ABC exolyase-like. Gene Ontology annotation, biological process: carbohydrate metabolic process; glycosaminoglycan catabolic process. Gene Ontology annotation, cellular component: extracellular region. Gene Ontology annotation, molecular function: lyase activity; carbohydrate binding. The record is from RefSeq and is a predicted model, not a curated record. Lineage: Eukaryota; Metazoa; Cnidaria; Anthozoa; Scleractinia; Pocilloporidae.